This is a messenger RNA of Mytilus trossulus (common blue mussel), 1373 nucleotides long. RefSeq names its product UDP-glucuronosyltransferase 2B10-like. The record is from RefSeq and is a predicted model, not a curated record. The transcript has a single exon. NCBI's taxonomy places the organism in Eukaryota, Metazoa, Mollusca, Bivalvia, Mytilida, Mytilidae. The coding region runs from base 11 to 1372 and encodes 453 amino acids. Gene Ontology annotation, molecular function: UDP-glycosyltransferase activity.
AGCAUCUAGAAUGAAAGAAGCUUUGUCAUCUGAAGGCAUUAAACUUUCCCAUUCUAUCAUUUCAAAGAGUUUUGAUAAGUAUUAUUAUGAGGACAUUAUUCGGGUUACACUUGAGAAAAUGGCACAAGGUUCAAAAAUUGAAUCGCAGGUGAAAUGGUUACAAGGAACUAACGCUCUCUGUCACGAAUUCAUGAGUGAUAAGAAAUUGAUAGACGAAUUGAACGAACAGAAAUUUGAUAUUGCUGUUAUAGACUACGCACCUGUUCUUUGUUUCACUAUAAUGGCUUAUAAACUAAAUGUGCCAUUUGUAUCUUUUGGUGCCUUCAUAGAUCCAACCUUAAAUCGAGUUCCAUUAAACCCAGCUUUUACACCAACAUUUUUUUCUGCAUUCAAUGAUAAGAUGACAUUUUUGGAGAGAGUUGUGAAUACGAUGCGAUAUAUUUUUUUAGUUGCUAGACCUGCAGCACCAACGUUAGAGAACCUGGCAGGUAAAUAUGUCCCAGAAAAACCAACUAUCUCUAAUCAAGAAGCAAAACAAAGAGCUAUGCUUUAUAUACAUGACAGUGACAUUCUAUUUGAUUAUCCGCAACCGUUGUCGCCAAAUGUAAUACUUUGUGGCGGUCUUGCUGCGCGACCUUCGAAAAAGGUUGCAAAACAUCUUGACACAUUUGCAUCUUCAAACAAAGGCUUAGUAGUUGUUUCUUUUGGCAGUAUUUUCAAAACUUUUCCGAAUAAUACCUUCGGGAAAAUGAUUGAAGCUUUCAAACAAAUAUCUGAUCUUAACUUUGUGAUUCGACAAGGAGAUAAGGAGGAGAAAACGGACAAUAUUUUGCGACUUCCAUGGAUCCCACAGAACGAUUUACUAGGUCAUCCUCGAACCGUUUUAUUUAUAACACAUUGUGGGAGGAGCGGAAGUAUGGAGGCUAUCUACCAUGGAAUCCCUGUCAUCACGUUUCCAUUAAGUAUUGACCAACCUUAUAAUGCAGCCGUUAUGGAAAACAAAGGUUAUGGUAUUAAGAUGGAUUUACAUGAUUUUUCUACUGAGGAAUUGAUUACUAAUAUAAAACAAGUAGCUUUUACCGACAAAUAUAGGCGAAAUAUUAAACAAGCGUCGGAAAUAUUUCAUAGUCGACCACAGACCCCUGCCGAAAGAGCAGCUUAUUAUAUCGAUUUAGUUGCCAAACAUGGUGACAAACAUUUUCGACACGUUGGGUUAGACAUGCCUUGGUAUUCGUUUUAUCUUUUUGAUGUUAUGAGCUUUCUUUUGUCAAUGACCCUUACCUCAAUUGCUGUAAUGUAUUUAGUGUUUAGGAAAUGUAAAAGACAUUUUAUAAACAGAACUGUUAAGGAUAAAACAUGUAAAAAAGAAUAAG